Molecule: messenger RNA, 372 nt
Organism: Malus domestica (apple)
Lineage: Eukaryota; Viridiplantae; Streptophyta; Magnoliopsida; Rosales; Rosaceae
Product: transcription initiation factor IIB-like
Biological process (GO): transcription preinitiation complex assembly; DNA-templated transcription initiation
Cellular component (GO): transcription preinitiation complex; nucleus
Molecular function (GO): TBP-class protein binding
Source: RefSeq, a predicted model, not a curated record
AUGGUAAAAGUGUUGAAAGAAGAGCUAGAGCUCGGUUCCAAAGCUACAGACGCCGGGGACCUAUGGCGGAGAUACUGCUCAAAUCUUGGCAUGAACAGUAUUCAGGAUCGGAGGGCUGUGGAAGAAACUUUGAAGAACUUGGCGAAGCUUGACAUAAGGAGAAGCCCUACAUCUGUUGUGGCAGCGGUUUUGUACAUGAUAGUGAAGCUUGCUUCCAAUGGAAAAACUGUUGAAGAUGUCCAGCAAGAAACUGGUGCUGCCGUGGGGACGAUUAAAAGCACAUACAAGGAGAUUUAUCUCUAUUCUUCGACAAUAAUACCCAAUUGGUAUUGCAAGUACUUGGAGGACCUCAAGAAAUUGAACAGUCAUUGA